CACAGGGAGCACGGGAGCUGGUAGAUUUCAACCUGGAGCGGGAGGGGGUCUGGACCUUGCGAAAGAGGGGGUACUCCGAGAACAGGGCCCUAGGUCUACAGGAGCUCACUGGGGGGCUUUCUAAGUGGGAGCCCUGCCUCGUGUGUCCAGAAUGGCUGUGGCCUCUUGGGGGUGGCUGGGGUCUGGAGGGGUCCCUGGCCGGUCGCUCUCUCCCUGCAGUGCCCCCCAACCCCAAGACCCUCCCAACUGGUCCCACCUCUUUUCUUGCCUCAUGAUCCAAACCGAGGGGGCCUGGGCCUUCCCAGCAGGGGGCCUGCCUCGGCCAAGGAGGAGAAAGAACUUGCCAGGCCCGGGAUCAGCCUGGGCUCAGCGGCGGCCAGACCAGAGCAGAGGGUUUAAUGAAGAGAAUAACAAUUCCCAGAGGGGCGCAGGGAAAGGCCGUUCCCAUUUUAAUUUUUCCCUUUUGGCAGAAACUAACUUUUCUGUAAAAACAAUGAGAAAUCAGGGUGGAGCUUCCUCUCCGAGCAGCGCAGCACUCCCCAGAGGAAAGCUUUGUGGGCAGGGAGUGGGGGGGCGCUGGCUGGAGAGAGGGGUGCCCCGCUGGGGCUGGCUGGCCAGGGCAGGGUCGGGGGGUGCUCUGGACCUGUCCUCCUGGAGAUGGGGUCUGGCUCCGCCACCCCCUGCAUCCUGUGCUGUCGGCCUGAGUCCUCUGCUGGCCUGGGUCUGCUGGCCAUGUGGACGGCCACAUCGUGGCCUUGACCGUGGUUGCCAUUCUGCGAAGGUCACUGUUCCCUCCCAGGGACUGGCCAUUGUGGCCAAGGUCCUGGACGGGGACCAGGCCUCCCUGCUCAGGAGACACCCAGACGGAUCUCCGCCCCCACACUCCUGCAUCUGCCCGAGGAAGGGACCUGCGCAGGCCACGUGGCGUCAGGAUCUCAGUGAAGCUAAUGAUGUUACAACAGGAAAAAAAAAAAAAAAUCACCGAAGAGAAGGGGAAAGAAGUUCAGCUCAAUGCAAAUAUAUGCAGAAUGGUGUCUUGACCCCGGCUCACCCCCUCUGAAAUGAUCCAGUCCCCAGUGUGCGCUAAUUAUCCACCUUUCUUAUUGUUUUCCAAAGGAAGAGCUUCCUUUUCACUGCAACAGCAUAGACACCCAGAAAAUGUUGCCCUGUGUGUCGCGGUGGAGCCAAACUGCCCACCUUUCCGAUAAAAUCACAAGGAAGCUGGCAUGAUUCCAUGGAACUGAGAGCUUAGCCCGAAGAAAAAAUAAACAAAAAUGAGCUGUGGUUUCUGUGACGA
This is a messenger RNA of Phacochoerus africanus (Common warthog), 1297 nucleotides long. RefSeq lists its product as uncharacterized. NCBI's taxonomy places the organism in Eukaryota, Metazoa, Chordata, Mammalia, Artiodactyla, Suidae. The coding region runs from base 152 to 1060 and encodes 302 amino acids. The transcript has 2 exons. The record is from RefSeq and is a predicted model, not a curated record.